AUGUGCCAGGAGCAGCAAUACCUCGCCAUCGACCCGCCGCCCGACAAGCGGUUGAUGAACAUCUCCCAUGAGCUGCCCGCCAAACUGGUGUUGAAAUGUAUGUCUGACGCUCGUCUACCGGCCGAUCUUCGUGCAUCUUUCGCUCGAUUGCUUCUGCAUCUGCAUGUCGUAAAAGGGAGUCCACACUCGGCGGUUCGGCACGCGAGGCUUUGGCGUGAUAUUCCGGAAGAAGUGACCGUUUCCUCCUACGACACCAACGGCACGAAGGGGUAUGUUGAUGGCGGCAGGGCACGGCUGGACGAGCGGAUAGCCAAGGAGAUCCUCUCUACCGUCGACAACUACCUGGCCGGGCUGCGCUCUGCUACCGCUGACGGCGCCGUUUUGAGAUCGUCUGGAGCGUGUGUACACACGAAUAAGCUGACUUUUGAGAUGGUGACCCUGGCCCGCUCUCUCGCCCAAUUCGGCUUCUACACUUUUGCCCAUCUCCUCCAGCUCGCCAAGAACCUGUUGGCCAUCGUCGAUUCGAGCCCGCCGCAGAAGCAGACCACGACGCAAAACGUGCAAGAGGGGAUGAACAUGAUCACGAGGGUAACGAGGGGGAUGCUGGCGGCGAAAGUUGAUGCUCAGGCACCGAGUCUUCGUCCAUCCUCCCUUGAUGCGAAAAUGAGCCUGGAGCAGUCGCUGGCCGUAAAGGAGAGCCAGCAGCUGAUCUUGAAGUCGAAGUUGAUCGUUGCCGAAAUUCUGCAGUUCAUCAUGGACGUCCGCCGAGACUACCGGAUUACGGUAGUGCUGUCGUGGUUUAAGAAACGCUUCCCCUGCGACGAAGACGGGAAUUUGCACGAUAAUGCUAACAUUAACGAAAACGUGGCCCGAGAGCUGUGCGAGGAGAUCUUCAGCACGACGGAGAACGAGUUGAAUCUGGAUGGAGGGGAAGGGCGGUUGAUGCUCGCCAUUUUGUUGCAAAUGACGAUGAGUGACUACUCCCCGCUGACCAGCAUAGCCCUAAAAGUGCUAUUCCGGCACUUUACUCAGUACCAAGAGUUGUUGGAAGAUCUGAAAACUGUCCAGCUUUUGGUAUCGAAUGAUGACGUCCAGAAUUACAAGCAAGUUGAUCGUGAUCUCUUCAUCCUCAAAAACCUUACGGAAAAAUCAGAACUUUGGGUGCACGGAGAUAGAAAUCACUCCGUGACGCAAUCGGAGCCGGGAGAGGAGAAAAACACGAAAACCGCCCUAGAAGGCGUCAACCUGCACCACUCGUCGAAGGGGUUCAACAAUGAGGAGUGUAUGAAAAGCUUGUGUCAAAUUAUCGAUCAGCACUAUCCGGGGAUUGCGACGGAGUGUGCGCAGUUGCUGAACAAGCUCCUCCUCGGUGAAGAUCGCGACGACUCCGCUCUGGCCCUCCAAGAAUUGAGCGACCGAGCACCACUGAUCGCCUAUCCCCUAAUUCGACAGAUCCUGGUCCGCAUCAAACAGCUCUGCUACAAGGAGUCAAAACCCGAUAUUAUGAACCAGCAGCUGCUGCGGAAUAUGAGGGUCUACGAGGUCGUGCUCCAGUUCUUGAGCGUGCCGUACGACAAGAAAAACGACUCCGAGAUGCCGAAGCUCAUCACGCUGUCCCACGAGUUUUUGAGGUCGUUCUGUAAGAACAAUAAGGAAAACCAAAGCCGGCUUCAAAAGUACGUCUCGAUCGAAAAGGACGCGAAAGAAGGGUUUUUGAGGGUUGAAACGAUAGAGGAAGUGGCUACAGUAGUCGCCAUCUACCGUAACAACCGGGAGCUUUGUCAAAAUGUCUCUGAGGGCUUGAUAGCGCAUGUGGUUGGCUUGAUUGAGAAUAAGCAACGUAACGCCAUCUACCUCGAACUGCUCCAAUCCCUCGUCUGUGUCGCUGACAAGGAGAUUGAGGCCAGCCAGGACAAAGUCGCCACAGAGAUCUGCUCUUCCUCCGACGAGGUCCGCCAGUUCUACACCGACUCAUCGUCUUAUGAAGAGUUGAUGGAAAUGAUGCGCAACGCUCCUGCUUAUCUGGACAACACCCACAAGCUGAAGUACCACAUCGAGCUCGUCAAGCUCCUAGCCCUCUGUACUCGAGGCAAAAACGGUUCAACGGAGCUGAAAUGCGCCAGCGAGGUGCCGAUGGACCACAUCGUCAGGGUGGUCACAUCGCCGGAUUGUUUGAUUGAGGUAAAAACCGCCUACCUCCAAUUCCUGCUCCACUGCUACAUCGACACGGACGCCGAGAUGAAAGACGCGUAUCGACCGGAAUACGUCAAUGAUUUGCUCAGCAAUAUGCAUUACGAUAUCCAAAAGCUUCGCACCGAGACCCAGCGAACCGCCACGGCUUCUACCACCGCCUUGGAGACGUACAUAUGCGUGACGGUGACGGAGGUGCUGAUCAAGUUUUUCGAAAAGCCGUAUUCGGAUCAGGCGAAGGUCGACAUCAUGCAAUUCCAAAAGCUCUUCACGGCAAUCCUGCAGAACCUGGGAAGUUUGCAAAACAACUGGCUUCGGAAAAACCCGAAAUCCACCAAAUAUUGGUACCGGGUGGCCGAGUGUGUGAAGCGGUUGACGAAAUGCGCCGAGGAGCACAAUCUCACGCUCCCGCCGAAUAUUUCUGUGCCACCGGCGGCCGCCGGCACCACCGCCAAGCAACGGUGGCAAAAUGCAGCGAACUCGACCCGAUUUUUCCGGAUGAACCAGCAAACCCUGGCCACCGUACGCCGCCGGAAUUCCUGUAUUUCGAACGCGAUCGGGCUGACGCCAGGCCAUCCGGCCCCGAUGCAAGACCGGAAUGCAAAUGUCGUCACGUGCUAUCAGAUGAUGAUCGGCGAGUUCAAAUUCUACCUCCUGCCCCUCCAUGCUGCCGAGGGUAGCGUGCUGGUAGAUGUUCUGCACAUGCCGCAGCUGCUCUUCCCAUUUGGCAGCUAUUUGAGGGAGCAGUGCGCCAAAGGACGGGUUGUCAAUAAACUCAUCCAGCACUGCAAAAAGUUGAUGCAAAAUAAGCAAGAACAUCUGUGCACCCGGGGUGAGCGGCUGCGAUCAAAGUUGCUGCUCCGGUACUUCGGAGAAAGCAGCCAGCUGAAGAAGGGAGCCGGAAAGGGGGUGAAGAAGGAGCCGCAGGUUGGGGAAGAAGAACUGAUCUCCCUCUCCGAAAUUGCUCCGAUCGAUUCGGUGCCGGUCUACGAUAUCCAAUGCAAAUUGAACGAUGCCGGAGCUUCGGAGCUGGUAAUCGACAUCAUCACCAGCGACCCGUCGUACGAGAUUUUCCUCAAGGCAAUCCAACUGGCCCGUGCGUUGUUGCACAGCGGAAACGACAAGGUGCAACACUCGUUCUACAUGAUGCUGAAGAAGAAGAACAUCCACGAACCGUUCUUCAAGGCCAUUUCCGUCCGGCUUCAAGCCGCCCAGAAUCGCCUGAAAAGCGACAUGAUGAGUUGCGCCGAGAGCAAGCCGAAGUCGACGUCGGCAAUCUUGACCCCGUCUGCAGAUACAGCCAACAACACUGAUCAUCCGUUCAUCUCCUUUGGGGACAGCAUGACCGGAGGACACGGACGAUUCUCUCGUGGGUCGUCGAUGUCCGGUGGGAUGGAAUUCGAGAUGGGGAGUGUUCCGGAUAUUAACCCGUAUCAGGAUGAGGAAAGACCCAAAGACGAUCUCCCCAAAGAAGUUGCAAUUGUCGAACCAAUUCUCCGGGUCCUCCAGCUACUCUGUGAAAAUCACAACAGUUUACUACAGAACUUCAUCCGAAAGCAGUCCGAUCGAGCCAACCACAACCUAGUAGCCGAAACGCUGAUGUUCUUGGAUACGGUCUGCGGCUCGACAAAGGGUUCACUUGGGGUGUUUGGCGAAAUUGGAGUUCAUAACUUUUCGCUCAUCACCCAGACGCUCAACACGUUGACCGAGUUUUGUCAAGGGCCUUGUCAUGAGAAUCAGAAUACGAUGGCAAUGCAAGAAAACGGGCUGAACAUCAUCAUCUCGCUGGUGCUGAACGACAUCAAGCCGUUGGCUGACGAGAGGAUGGACUUAGCUUUGGAGAUCAAGAGCAACGCCUCAAAACUCCUCCUCGCCAUCAUGGAGUCCCGGCACGACUCUGAAAAUGCUGAGCGGGUGCUGCACAACAUGACCAACAUGGCGGGAGGGCCGAAGCAGCUGGUUCACGCUAUCGCGCAGGCAUUUAAAAUGGCAAAUUCAACCGAUUUGGCUGUCGCUCAGGUUCGGAGAGACAUUUUGAGUCAGGCUCCGCAAAUGAACGGGCCGAGAAGCUUGUUGGCGCCUCCGGUCAAGAAUGGGCAAGUAAAUCUGCCCGGAAUCUCGGUCGACGGCUCUGGGACCAUCUCCAUCCUGGACGAGGAGAAGAAGCCGGAAGAAGAUUUUGACGGGAAAUGCCCAGAAACGACGAUCGUCAACCCCAAGGAGGUCGGCCAUAACAUCUACAUCCUGGCCCAUCAACUGGCUCGGCAUUCUCAGGACCUGGAGCAUUGGCUGGAUCCGGAAGGGGAGCAUAAGAGUCCCGACACCGAAGAAGCUCUACGUUUUUACAAGAAUCACACAGCGCAAAUCGAGAUAGUGCGGAGGGAUCGUACUUUGGAGCGUGUCGUAUUCCCCAUACACCCGACCUGCUCGUUCUUGACGAAAGAGACGAAGCAGUCCGUUUAUGAGAACACGGAACGCGAUGCGCAGGGCUCCAAAGUCACCGAGUUCUUCGGCCACUGGGAAGACCUGUACGAGGAGAUGCGGUGGCAGGAGAAGCUCCAAAAACGAAUGUUCCUCUCCUGGUGCACCCAGAGGUUACGACUCUGGGGUAGACUCUGCCUGUUCUUUGCCAUUCUCGUCAACUGUACAGUCGCGUUACACUUCCCGUUCACGCAAAACGAUGAGCCCUACACCCAACCUGACACUGCCGUUCACGCGGCUGCCAUUGGAAGUUGUAUAUUUUUGUACUUCCGGUGGGAUGAUCGAUCCGCAAUGGGAACCUCUUGGAGUUUUAUGGUUUGCAUUGCAAUAGCAAUGUUUUCCGUGUCGACGCUGUUGAUGAACGUACUCGGGAUCGUGCCGGCAUUGGUGUUGAUAGGCAUAGCACAGGUGUUUAACAAAGUAAUCCACGUCACGGCUUUUGUAUCGAAUCGAGGACUGGUCGAUAAGCACUGGAAAGAACGGCUAGCGGAUCAGGAAUUAUACUACCAUCUCGUAUACCUAUUCCUGUGUGUAGCCGGGCUGUUAUUGCAUCCAUUCUACUAUGCUUUCCUGCUCUUCGACAUCGUUGCCUCGGAAGAUACCUUGCAAAACGUCAUCAAAUCCGUGACGAAAAACUGGAAAUCGAUCAUAUUGACAGGACUCCUGGCUUUAAUUCUCGUCUACCUAUUCGCCAUCUUUGGAUUCUUGUUCUUCCAGAAAGACUUCCGGCUCGAGGUUGAGCAGCUACAACAUCCAGCUAUCGGCGGUCCAUCAGUGAUCCCACCAUUUUUGCGGAAAGUCGAGGAAACUUGUCCAAAAGAUGGUUGCGCGGCCGAGGAGGGAAAGGAGGACGAUGAUGAGGAAGAAAAGGUGUACACCUGCGACUCGUUGCGGAUGUGCAUAAUCACGACGUUGAACUGGGGCCUGCGGAAUGGGGGUGGAAUCGGAGAUGUGCUGAGGAAUAUACACCCAAGUGAAUCUCUCUUCUACUGGCGUAUCCUCUACGACAUGUCCUUCUUCGUCGUCUGCAUCGUCAUCGUUUUGAACUUGAUUUUUGGUGUGAUCAUCGAUACGUUCGGUGAUUUGCGUACGGAGAAAAACGAGAAAGAGGACAUUUUGAAGAACAGCUGCUUCAUCUGCGGCUUAGAAAGGGGGAAGUUCGACAAUCGUUCCGUUUCCUUUGAGGACCACCGCGAGAAGGAGCACAACCUCUGGCAUUAUUUGUACUUUAUAGUAUGGCUGAAAAUCAAGGACGAGACAGAAUUCACGGGCCCCGAAUCGUAUGUGCACGAGUGUAUCAUCAAUCGGGAUUUGGAUUGGUUCCCCAGGAUGCAGGCAAUAUCGCUGAAGGAAGAAGAUCAAGACGCCGACCAGCCCGACCAGAUGGCGUUGCGUGAAGAGCUGCGAUCGCUGAACCAGAAAUUGCGGGAGAUGGCCGGGCAGUUUGAGGAGUUUAGACAAGUUGUCGAUAUUAUGGCCAGCACCCGCGGGGCUACUCCGAUG
Mesorhabditis spiculigera is the source of this 6174-nucleotide messenger RNA. NCBI's taxonomy places the organism in Eukaryota, Metazoa, Nematoda, Chromadorea, Rhabditida, Rhabditidae. The record is from the annotation of a GenBank genome assembly.